This is a messenger RNA of Andrographis paniculata, 1774 nucleotides long. RefSeq names its product transcription factor MYB108-like. Gene Ontology annotation, molecular function: sequence-specific DNA binding; DNA-binding transcription factor activity. Lineage: Eukaryota; Viridiplantae; Streptophyta; Magnoliopsida; Lamiales; Acanthaceae. The record is from RefSeq and is a predicted model, not a curated record. Gene Ontology annotation, cellular component: nucleus. Gene Ontology annotation, biological process: regulation of DNA-templated transcription. Bases 478 to 1506 code for a protein of 342 amino acids. The transcript has 3 exons.
AUCCAGCAGCAGAGACCAGAGAGAGAGCAUAAAGAGAUCAGUAUUAGUUAGUGUCUAUAUAAAUUCCCCCUUCCCCCACCUUUAUUUCCUCCAUCCAUCCAUCCAUCCAUCCAUCCAUCUUAUCUGUCGUCUUCGUCUUGGUCUUCUUCUUCAACUGCGCCUAUUUCCUAACUUAUUCCGUUCAUCAUCGAUUAAAUUAAACUCGGUCGUCGAUCAUCUUCCAAUCAGACUGUCUGCCUGUCUGUCCCUCUGCUAUCUUUCUCAAUUGAAUUGGUGUCGCUGCUGCAUCCAUCCUUCCCUCCAUCCAGCAAAUCAAAUCAAAUCUCAAUCCAAUCCUGAAUCCACCCAUCACCUUAAUCUUAUUAGGUUGCUUGUUGUUUCAUUCGUUUAGGGAGCUUGCUAGCAGGUCUGUUUUUGUAAGAAGACUGACCGACUCUAUCCACCCAUCCUCUGAGAAAUUUAAUUAAGUAGUUAGUGAUGGAGGCACAGGGUGGUGGUGGUGGUAGUAAGGCUACUGCAAGCUGCAACUACAACCAGCAGCAGCAGCAGCAGGUGCAGGUGCAGAGCGAGGAGGACGAAAUGGACCUAAGAAGAGGGCCCUGGACGGUGGAAGAAGAUUUCACCCUCGUCAAUUACAUAGCUCAUCACGGAGAAGGUCGCUGGAAUUCCCUCGCUCGCUGCGCAGGCCUCAAGAGAACUGGAAAGAGCUGCAGAUUGAGGUGGCUUAACUAUCUGCGACCCGACGUCCGCCGGGGGAACAUCACUCUGGAAGAACAGCUUUUGAUUCUCGAGCUCCAUUCUCGUUGGGGCAACAGGUGGUCCAAAAUUGCGCAGCACCUGCCCGGCAGAACCGACAAUGAAAUCAAGAACUACUGGAGAACACGAGUCCAGAAACAUGCCAAGCAGCUCAAAUGUGACGUGAACAGCAAGCAAUUCAAGGAUACCAUGCGUUAUCUCUGGAUGCCCAGAUUGGUCGAAAGAAUCCAAGCUGCUGCCGCUGCAUCGUCCUCUUCCAACUCAUCCUCGUCCUCGUCCUCGUCCUCCUCCCCCUCCGCCUCUUACAAUCUCCACACCACGAUCAGUACUGCUCCCGAUCAGAUCAUGUCCCAGCCCCAGCCCCACCCCCACCCGCACCCUAAUUUCGCCCCCUACACCACCACCGCCGCCGCCGCUACUACGCCGGAAAAUUCGUCAGAUUCAUUUGGGACGCAGCAGGUCUCAGAGUGCUACAACAAUUACCCCACAGUGCUCAAUCAUCAAGAUUAUUGCCCCGCGGCCAGCUGCUGCAAUCAAGUACUAAUUCCCUACGCGGGCGGCGACCAAUCUGCAGUAUCCGAUACUGCAGCAGCAGCCUAUUUCAACCAAGGGCUGCAGGAUCAUCAUUUCAAUAUGGAGCACACCAACCAGUGGAUAGACGACGACGGUACUGGAGAUCAUGAUUCCGAAAAUCUGUGGAAUGUUGAUGACAUGUGGUUCUUACAACAUCAAUUCAACACCACCGUCUGACUUAAUAAAAUUAAAUUGAUCAACCGCCAUAGUUCAAUAAUCAACACCAACAAAUAUAUGAUCGUCGAUGGAUUCAUAGAAUUAAUUGUACGUGGAGAGCUACUGCCAUCCCUGAUGAUCAGUAAUUUUCACACUUUUUUUUUUUUUUUUUUGUCUAUGAAUGGUCUUCUUCUGAUUUUCAUGUUUCUACGGGAUUUAAUUUAACUUGGGUGGUAAAAGAAAAAAAGUUAACUUGGGUGGUUGGGGUGAAAGAAAAGAAAAUAGGUAA